Messenger RNA from Harmonia axyridis, 3404 nucleotides. RefSeq lists its product as uncharacterized. The record is from RefSeq and is a predicted model, not a curated record. Gene Ontology annotation, molecular function: oxidoreductase activity, acting on the CH-CH group of donors. The coding region runs from base 1005 to 1955 and encodes 316 amino acids. The transcript is spliced from 6 exons. NCBI's taxonomy places the organism in Eukaryota, Metazoa, Arthropoda, Insecta, Coleoptera, Coccinellidae. Gene Ontology annotation, cellular component: membrane. Gene Ontology annotation, biological process: lipid metabolic process.
AAUCAACUCUAAUUUUUCUACAGCACUCUUCACCAUGAAUUUUAAUGAACGCUCGUUAUAAUUAUAAAAGAGGAUCUAUGAAUAUUAUGUAACGGCAUCGUGUUUGAAAGACUCCACAAAUUGGAUAAUUCUUUUUUUGUUGGGUUCAUUACUGUUAUGAGACGGUUUAAACAAUAAAAUAUUUUCGAAAAAAUCAUAAAAAAAAGAGAUAUUCCUUUUUCCUCUGACUGAGCGAACAAUCAUAGAGUAUAAUUUGACACUACGAAGGAUGUAUUGUGGGUUACCUGACAGAAAGUAUAGAUGUUUGAAUUGAAACGAAAAUAACCAUGUGAUAUUAGGUCUUAUAUGACCUAAAUAAGAUGGAUAGAAAACCUGGCGUAUCUCCUCAUACCUGUAAAACAAAACGGGAGAUUUUUCAGAUUUACACCUACUUGAUUUCGAGUGAUCGCGUAAGUUUCAGAUGGCGCAUACAGCGUUCACAUUUGACAUUUCUCCCGAUUCUUGGCUCUCGUGUAAGAUAUUUUCGUGAAGAACAAAUGUUUAUGGUUGUUCAAAGGUGUCCCCUUCUCCCCUAAACAAUAUCUUAUAGACCUUCUUAAAUUAUUUUUUCCCAAAUAACUCUAAAAACUCGGGGGGUUCCAAACCCAAUCGGACCGCCCUGGCUACGGCUUUGGUUGCGCGAGGGUCUUCAAGACCGAUUCUUCAGCCGGUUGCCCUGCUCGCCACUCUAAAGGCCGCCACUGAUCCUGCAUCGCGACGCCGAAACGAACAUCAGAAAAUUUUCGAGAUGCGCAUGUAACCCGAAAUCCCAUGCUCUCCUCCUAGUGUUAAAUCCAUAGCAGAGUUAGGGAGUCAGGACAUCAGAGUGUGUCAGAACCGAUAGUGUUGUUAGCCUGUCAAAAUGUCUCCAUUAUCAAUCGGUAAUGAAUACUACGCGUAUCAAAUAUUAGGAUGAGGAAUAUUGGCGGCGAAGUGAAAAAGGUGUAGACAAUAACUCAAUAAGAAUGGUUGUGAAGAUCCUCGACGAAGAUCAUUUUGCUAUUGCUGCAAUUGUUACGGUAUCUAUGCAAAUUAUUUUCUUUUCAAUAGCUGCUACCUUUCAAAAAGACCAAGUUACUGACUUUGCCGGUGGCAUCAAUUUCAUCAUACUAGCAUUACUUACAUUCUUCUUAGGUCAGGAUCAUGACAGGAAAAAUUAUGACAGUCGUCAACUAAUGGUGACUGUUUGUGUAUGCUUAUGGGGCUUACGACUAUCUGGAUAUCUGUUUUAUAGAAUUAUGAAAAUUGGAAGAGAUAAAAAAUUCGAAGAUAGAAAAAGUAACAACAUUAGAUUCGCUAUAUUUUGGACAUUCCAGGCUAUUUGGGUAUAUGUUGUAAGUUUGCCAGUUAUUAUCAUUAAUUCACCACGCCAUACAAUACCCAAUGCUCCAAAAACCAUGACAUCGUUAGAUUCUACUGGAACCUGUAUGUUCGUUGUUGGUUUGCUAGCUGAAACUUAUGCUGAUUUGCAGAAGUUUUCUUUCAGAGCAGAUCCUGUGAAUCAAGGCAAAUGGUGUAAUGACGGUUUAUGGAGAUUAUCUAGACACCCUAACUACUUUGGUGAAAUUCUCUUGUGGUGGGGUGUAUUUGUGAUAUCACUGAACGUAAUUCAGGGUCCUGAAUGGGUGGCCAUAGCUUCACCGGUUUUCACGACGUUGAUAAUUUUGUUCCUUUCUGGAAUUCCACCUCUUGAGAAGUCUUCCGAUGAAAAAUACAGAGACAUAUCAGAAUAUCGUUAUUACAAAUCUUCCACAUCGCCUUUGAUACCUAUUCCACCUAAUAUUUACGAAGAAGUACCACAAUUCCUGAAAUUCCUACUCUGUUGUGAAUUUCCAUUGUACGAUUCUAUGGACGAGAAGCCCAAUCGCCACCAAAAUAUGAAGGACUCUGUUAGUAUUUCUAUAGACCAAUCCUAGCUACAUUCAAACUGCAAUAACUCUGAGAGAAGGGUACAGAUGACGGCUUUAUGAUUGGGGGGCUAUGAAGAAAUUAAUGAGAAAGAAAAAAAACCUUAACUAGAAUGAAAAAAAAAGAAAUAUAUCAUAUCAGUAAAUUAAAGAUAAAAUUAUAUAUGUAUCAGUUAUUUAUGAGCAACAGGUUAGAUAAAGAAAACAUGACGUGCGAAUAUAUACCUAAUUGGUUUUUGAUUUAAAACUAUAUAAGAGAUUUAAAGACAGAAUUAUUACAUAGCAAGGAAAAAGAAUAUUGGACAUGCUCUCAGGAGAAGCGCUAACCGUAGACACGUGUUUCGGGCUUUCGGCCCUCAUCAGUACGGUGAAAAAGUGUUAGAUGAGCAACACUUGAAGAAAAACAACAAACAAACGGAAUCCACAACAGAAGCCAGCCGUCUACGGUUAGCGCUUCUCCUGAGGGCAUGUCCAAUUAUUCUUUUUCCUUGCUUUGUUAUUUGACCCUCGAUAACCUUUCCCCAUAGAAUUAUUAUACAUUGCAAAAAAUAUGAAUUCAUCACUAAGGAAAUUUAAUGUAAAUAUUCGUAUGUAGGUAAUUUUUUCGAUUCCUGAAUACCUACUAUUGUUGAAUAAUAUGGUAUUUAUAUAUUUUUUAGAAGUUUACCCUGAAUUAUCCUACAUUUGAAAUUGUUGUAGACGAGUUUGAUUGUCUUAUGCUUAUAAGAAAAAAGUUUGAAAAUCAUGGACGAUUGAUUUGCAUAGUAGGCAUUUGAAAUUAGGCGUAUGCAACUUCAUUAGAAAUUCUUCCUACGAUGUAUCGAACAAAAUUAAAUGAGAUUCAAGAUUCAAAAAACUUUUGCAAAUCUGGUGAAAUAUGAUUGAAUACCUAAUAUAGAAAUCUUAAUAUUGUACAUUAAUAGGGAUGGUAAUUGUCAUAUGAAUAUUGAAUAAUUUACUUGUGCCAAUUUGAAUUAACACAUGAAUAACAAAAACCUUGUUAAAAAAAUAUUUCGAAAUUAAGUCAUAUCAUGGUUGGAUACAAUAUAAACUAUAUACCUAAUGUAGUGAUCUCAUGUUUAAAUGUUUCGAUGAAAAAUCAUUGUUGAAAGUUAUAUGGAAAUCUAUAUUGAUUUAAUAUUACAAGGACCAGUUCAAAUAUACCUAAGAGUGAAUAACAUUCGAGACAUUAUUUAUUGUUUAAACACUUCCAGAAAUCAAUGUUAGAAAAUAUAUUAAUUGAUUUUCAAUUGAAAUAUAAAACAUUUUAGGAACAUUGAGAUGGAUUGAUAGUUACCAUUAGAAAUUAUAAUAGCAGAUAUCGCCAAUUCCUGUUCCUAUAGAGGCGAUACUGUUUCAGUUCAUAUAGGAUAAAAUACCAUAAUAAAUUUAUUUUUAUAGAUAUUUAUUUCGAAUGAUAUGUUAUGAAUUGAAUGAAUAAACUUCUGUUGGAAUGAA